Molecule: messenger RNA, 1932 nt
Organism: Sorex fumeus (smoky shrew)
Lineage: Eukaryota; Metazoa; Chordata; Mammalia; Eulipotyphla; Soricidae
Gene: SCG3
Product: secretogranin III
Exons: 12
Coding region: 292-1725 (477 amino acids)
Biological process (GO): protein localization to secretory granule
Cellular component (GO): secretory granule membrane
Source: RefSeq, a predicted model, not a curated record
ACUUCCUCCGGGGCGCCGAGCGCAGCGUGCAGCCUCCGCCCUAGCGGAGCGGCCGCUUCAGCACCCGCGGGGUGGACAGCGCCCGCCGCCCCCCAGGCGUCCCGCCGCGCCCAGCGCCCGCUCCCGCCCCCGGCCGCGGGGGUCCCGGCCGCGCUCGCCUCCCGCACCCUCCCGCCUCGCUCUCCCUGUUCCCCCCUCCCCUGCCCUAAACUCCCUCCUUUUCAUUCAUAACAAAAGCUGCAGCUCCGGGAGCCCGGCGCCAGGCUUGCUGCGAGCCAAGAGGGGGAAAGAAUGGGAUUUCUUUGGACGGGCACUUGGAUCCUGGUGCUGGUGCUUCACAGCAGCCCCAUUCAAGCGUUCCCCAAGCCCGGAGGCGGCCAAGACAAACCUCUACAUAAUAGAGAACUGAGUGCAGAAAGACCUUUGAAUGAACAGAUUGCUGAAGCAGAGGCAGACAAGAUUAAAAAAACAUAUUCCCCAGAAAACAAACCAGGUGAAAGCAAUUUUUCCUUUGCUGAGAACUUGAACCUGCUAAAGGCAAUAACAGAAAAGGAAAAAAAUGAGAAAGAAAGACAAUCCAUGAGAAGCCCCCCGUAUGAUAAUAAGUUGAGCUUGGAAGAUGUUGAUUCAACCAAAAACCGAAGAGUGAUUGAUGAUUAUGAUUCUACUAAGAGUGGAGUGGAUCAUAAAUUUCAAGAUGAUCCAGAUGGCCUUCAUCAGCUAGAUGGAACUCCUUUAACUGCUGAAGAUAUUGUCCAGAAAAUUGCUACCAGGAUUUAUGAGGAAAAUGACAGAGGCGUGUUUGACAAGAUUGUUUCUAAACUGCUGAAUCUUGGCCUAAUCACAGAAAGCCAGGCACAGACACUGGAAGAUGAAGUAGCGGAAGUUUUACAGAAAUUGAUCUCUAAGGAAGCCAAUAACUAUGAGGAGGAGUCCAACACACCUACAAGCAGGACUGAGAGUCUCGCUGGAAAACUCCCAGGCAAAGUGAUUCCCCCACUCCCCCUGGAGCCUUCCAUGGCAGCCGUUCAGGAAGGUGUUCCUAAUGCGGAGAAUGAUGAGACAGUCUCAAACACCUUAACCCUGGCCAGUGGCUUGCAAAGGAGGACUAAAACCUACAGUGAAGAUGAUUUUGAAGAACUUCAGUAUUUCCCAAACUUCUAUACGCUGCUCAAAAGUAUUGAUUCAGAAAAAGAGGCAAAAGAGAAGGAAACUCUGAUUACCAUCAUGAAAACGUUGAUCGACUUUGUGAAGAUGAUGGUCAAGUAUGGCACCAUAUCUCCGGAAGAAGGUGUUUCCUACCUGGAAAACUUGGAUGAAACAAUUGCUCUGCAGACCAAAAACAAGCUAGAAAAAAACAUCACUGACAGUAAAAGCAAGCUUUUCCCAGCUCCUUCAGAGAAGAGUCAUGAGGAAACAGACAGCACCAAGGAAGAAGCGGCCAAGAUGGAAAAGGAAUACGGAACACUGAAGGAUUCCACCAAAGAGAACUCCAACGCAAGAGGAAAGACGGACAGGGUGAAAGGGAAAACAGAGGCCUAUUUGGAAGCCAUCAGGAAAAAUAUUGAAUGGUUGAAAAAACACAACAAAAAAGGGAAUAAGGAAGGUUAUGACCUUUCUAAAAUGAGGGACUUCAUCAACCAGCAAGCGGACGUGUACGUGGAGAAAGGCAUCCUGGACCAAGAGGAGGCCGACGCCAUCAAGCGCAUUUAUAGCAGCCUGUAAAAAGGGGCCAACGAUCCCACAGGCUUCCCACUGCUUCAGAAAACAUAACCACCUAGCUUCCACACUUCUGAUUCUGUGACAAAGUGAUUUUCACCCAAGGGUUAGUAGAAAGUGCUGCAUUUCCAGUAGCUAAACUCUUAGCAGCGGCUCGACCAUAGCUUCCUUACCACAAAACCUCUCUGAAAAGUAAAGUUGUAUAUAAGCUGA